Messenger RNA from Hibiscus syriacus, 1298 nucleotides. Its product is annotated as AT-hook motif nuclear-localized protein 23-like. The coding region runs from base 319 to 1188 and encodes 289 amino acids. The transcript has a single exon. NCBI's taxonomy places the organism in Eukaryota, Viridiplantae, Streptophyta, Magnoliopsida, Malvales, Malvaceae. Gene Ontology annotation, cellular component: nucleus. The record is from RefSeq and is a predicted model, not a curated record. Gene Ontology annotation, molecular function: minor groove of adenine-thymine-rich DNA binding; DNA-binding transcription factor activity.
GUCUUCCUCCGUUCCUUGUGCUUCCCCUCCCUUUCCUUUGCCUGCGCUCCUUCUUCUUUGUUUUUAGUUAAUUCCUUUAAAAAAAAUGGAAAACCCUUUCUUCUCUUAGCUAUACAAAUCAUUUUCUUUCAUCGAGUCUCGGAUAAUCGCUUGCCUUUCCUUUCUUUUUCCUCUUCUUUAUAAUUUUUCUUCCCACUUAAACAAACCCCAUCUUAGACAGUUUUAAAUCUAAAUUAAUCCAUAAAUUAUAUACUAUUAACCCUUGUUUUUUAAAUACUAAUUUUUUAAUCCUUUGUUUUUCCUUAUUUUGGUGCUGGCAUGGCCGGUCUUUUCGACGUUCAUCAUCAGCUUCACAGACCCAACCUUCAUCUCCAACACCGACCUGAAACCGAAGACCAUGAAGCUUCGAACAACCGCGUUGGUGGUGGUGCACAGUAUGGAUCGGCCGAUCAUCACCGAGACGAUGAGUCAACUCACCAGGGUCUAGACCUGGUCAACGCUGCCAACUCGGGGCAAGGUGAUGACCUUGUGGCUCGUAGGCCAAGGGGACGUCCUCCGGGCUCGAAGAACAAGCCUAAGCCACCGGUUAUCAUAACAAGGGAGAGUGCCAACACGCUCCGAGCUCACAUUCUUGAGAUUGGGAACGGCUGCGAUGUGUUCGACUGUAUCGCCAACUACGCUCAGAAAAGGCAGAGAGGUAUCUGUAUAUUGAGUGGCAGUGGUACGGUGACCAACGUGACUAUUAGACAACCAUCGGCAGCUGGAGCUGUGGUUAACCUCCAAGGCAGAUUUGAGAUUCUGUCACUCUCGGGUUCUUUCCUGCCGCCGCCGGCUCCGCCAGGCGCCAGCAGUUUGACAAUCUUUUUGGCCGGUGGACAAGGUCAGGUAGUAGGAGGGAGUGUGAUUGGUGAGCUGAUGGCGGCGGGACCUGUUAUUGUUAUAGCUUCAUCGUUUACAAAUGUGGCCUACGAGAGGCUACCUUUGGAAGAGGAUGACCAGCUGCAGAUGCAAACCGGCAGCGGCGGAAGCGGCGGCGGAGGCGAUGGUGGAAAUAACAUGUCUGCUGAUGCAGGAGCUGCCCCAGGUGGGUUGCCUUUCUUUAAUUUGCCUCUAAAUAUGCCCCCUAAUGUCCAGUUACCGGUUGAAGGAUGGCCUGGAAACUCAGGUGCUAAUAGGCCUACGUUUUGAGAGAUUUUCAAUGGUAAAUUCAAGCUCUAUUUGCAGCAGUUUUCAUAAAGGUCAGCAAAUUUCAUGGACUAUUUAUCAUCUUCUUCUUCAUACACUUUCUCUUAUGUUAA